Messenger RNA from Gryllus bimaculatus (two-spotted cricket), 303 nucleotides. NCBI's taxonomy places the organism in Eukaryota, Metazoa, Arthropoda, Insecta, Orthoptera, Gryllidae. The record is from the annotation of a GenBank genome assembly.
AUAAUCUUUGAAGGCAUAUGGGGACCUAACAGAGCCGGUGGAACCCUUGCCAUCGACGAUAUUGCCUUCUACGAAGGGAACUGCACAAACGGGUACAUCUUCUUCGACAUCUUCGCGACGAACCAGGUGGUGCGCGAGGUGCGGCUGGUGGCGGGGCCCGCCCGCCCGCCGCCCGGCGCCCCGCGCGGCCCGCUGCUCUGCUUCACCUUCUGGUUCGCGGCGUUCGGCGCCGGCGACUCCACGCACCUGUCCCUGCUGCGCUACCCCACGGCGGGCGACCUCGACGACCUCACUCCGCACACG